This is a messenger RNA of Salvia hispanica, 1166 nucleotides long. RefSeq names its product SEC14 cytosolic factor-like. The record is from RefSeq and is a predicted model, not a curated record. Lineage: Eukaryota; Viridiplantae; Streptophyta; Magnoliopsida; Lamiales; Lamiaceae.
AAAACGGAAAGAAUUUUGCAUUUUCCAACCGUCCCUCUCUCUCUCUCUCUCCCCCCUCCACACAUUGGGUGCUACACUGCAAGACUAGAGCUUUUUCGCAAGUGUAAGACCAUAAAUGGACCAAAAUCAAGAACUUGCAGUCGCCCAGCUCAGGAGGGCAGUUCACAAUCUUGGCUCUUCCACUGAGAGAUAUGGGGAUAUAACUCUCACGAGAUUCCUGAUCGCAAGAUCAUUCGACAUCGACAAGGCUGCAAAGAUGUUUGUGCAGUGGCGGGAUUGGAGGGCUUCCUUUGUGCCCCUAAAUUCCAUCCCUGAAUCGGAAAUUCCCGAUGAACUAAGCGCAGAAAAGAUCUUUUUGCAGGGCCCUUCCACAAAAGGCCAUCCUUUGGUGAUUUGCAAAGCCAACAAGCAUUUUCCUGCCAAGGAUGCUCUUCAAUUCAAGAAAUUUGUGGUUCAUCUGCUCGACAAAACCAUAGCAAGUGGCUUUAGAGGCAAAGAAAUAGGAAAUGAAAAGCUGGUUGCCAUUCUUGAUCUACAAAAAAUUGGCUACAAGAACGUUGAUGCUCGUGGUUUAAUCACUGGUUUUCAGUUCUUGCAAGCAUAUUAUCCCGAGCGCCUAGCCAAAUGUUACCUGCUACACAUGCCUGGAUUUUUCGUGCGCGUUUGGAGGUUGGUUUCGCGCUUCCUUGAGAAAGCAACUUUGGAAAAGAUUGUGAUCGUGACAAAUGAGGAGGAACAAGAGGAAUUCGUUAGGGAAGUUGGUGAGGAGGUGUUGCCGGAGGAGUAUGGUGGGAAAGCGAAGCUGACCCUUCUACAAGAUGUGGAGCUUCAGCCAUUAACAGAAUGACUAAGUUAUUUGAGAAGAGCCUAACCACUUGCUGAUUUUAGUAGCUUCCAUAUGGAUUUAUCAAGAAGAAUGAGAGAGGAAGGCAUGCAAGGAUCAAGAGAUUAAUGGUUUUAGUAUUGUACUACUAGUUACACUUUUUUAGGUGCAUUAAAUCUGCAUACUACUGUGGUGAAUUAUUAUAUAUGUAUGUUGUCUAAUUCAUCCUAGUAUGCAGGUUUGUUUCUUUAUCUUUUAUGAAGUAAGUAUUAAAAAACAGGAACAUAUAAUAAACAAAGCUACUCCUUAUUUUUAUAAAGUUGUACUACUAUUGUAAUUGCAA